CUCAGGAAGAGAAGCUAACUGGCUAUGUAAAUAUUGAGCACAGGAUGCUAGCUGUGCUGGUCUUCACAACGACAAAAAGGGCAGCUACUCCCAAAUAAUCUGGAGCAAAGAUGAAACCAGUCACUGUGUUGGAGAUAUUAAGUUACAGACAUCGGACUGAUAGCCUGUAGCCAUGGACGCAACCAAAAACAAUGACACCAACAAUUUCCUCGACAUUGAACAUUUGGAUUCGAUUCUCAGCAAGCACAACUCAAACUUCAUCUGGCUUCUAGUUGCCACCAUUCUGUCCUGUGGAUGGAUCAUUUAUCUAACUUAUUACAAUUCACGCAACAUUGGCUUCAUUCUCACCCGCAUCGUCAACAGACUUUACAAGGAUGGCUACAUUCAAAUCGGCUCCUUCUCCUUCUCUGUGCUGUCAGGGAAAGUCAUGUUCAGAGAGGUUUACUUCAUCAACCAGGACAUGUCUAUCAGGAUACAGGAUGGCUUUCUCAUCUUUCGCUGGUGGAAAAUGUAUAACCCAAAACAAAAACAACAUGAUCCAAAGGCAGAGACCAGGCUUUACGUGACGGUCAACGGCUUUGAGUUUCACGUCUACAACCGGACCGACCUUUACGCACGGCUGCAGGAGAUGUUCGGACUGGAAGCCACACUUUUAACGCCCAAGAAAGACGAUGAGAGGGGACAAGAAGACAGAAAUGAGACACUGGAAAAUGUGAACAUCCAAGCAGAGAGUCCAGACCCUACGUCAUCUUGGCGCUCCUUGAUUCCCGUCAUCAAAGUCAACAUCAGCACUGGACGUUUGGCGUUUGGAAACCACCACCUCCCUCAGACGUUGUGCGUGAACUUUGAAGAUGCCUUCCUGACGUACGCGACCAAGCCCCCCUCCUGCCACCUGGACCAGUUCAUGCACAUCGUCAAAGGCUCCCUGGAGAACGUGCGUGUCAUGCUGGUGCCGAGUCCCCGCUACCUGGGCUUGCAGAACGACGAACCACCCAGACUGAUGGGUGAAGGCUUCGUAGUGAUGCAGUCAAACGAUGUGGACAUCUACUAUUACCAAGAUGAACCCGGUCUUGUCCCUGCGGAGCAGGAGAGCACAGCGGAGGUAGAGACGAGCAGCGAGGGCGAUCAGCUGCAAGACCUUCCACCGUGUUGGGGUCUCGACAUUGUUUGUGGAAAAGGAACCGACUUCAACUAUGGGCCGUGGGCAGAUCGCCAGAGGGAUUGUCUUUGGAAGUUCUUUAUUCCUGCCGACUAUCAGCCCAUGAAGGUGACGGAGGUUGCCCAGCCAGGGAAACCCAGACAGAUUCAAGCCUUCGAACUCCGCAUGAACAUCAUUGCUGACGCCACCAUCGACCUGCUUUUCACCAAAAACAGGGAAACCAAUGCCAUCCAUGUGAACGUGGGAGCAGGCUCUUACCUGGAAGUCAACAUCCCCAUGACUGUKGGAGAAGAUGGUUACUCUCCCACCAUUAAAGGUCAGCUGCUUCACGUGGACACCACCAGCAGCAUGCAGUACAGGACUCUUCUGGAGGCUGAGAUGUUAGCUUUCCACGUYAUAGCCAGCUACCCCCGGGUGUGGAACAUGCCCCAGUCGUGGCAGUGUGAGAUCGAGGUGUACAAGGCCACGUACCAUUUCAUCUACGCUCAGAAAAACUUCUUCACUGAUUUAAUAAAGGACUGGGCAAGUGACAGCGCCCCUGAUAUCUACUCCUUUGUGCCGUAUUCCUGGAAGUUUAAGAUCUUAUUCCACCAGUUUGAGAUGAUCUGGGCAGCAAAUCAGCACAACUGGAUCGAUUGCUCCACGAAGCAGCAGGAGAACGUGUACCUGGCAGCCUGCGGCGAGACGCUCAAUAUAGACUUCACUCUGCCUUUCAACGAGUUCGUUCCCACCAUUUGCCAUACCCGCUUCAGCUUGAAGGCGGAAGACACAGACAUGCGUCUGUCCCUGCCGGAGUGCCACCCGAGCCGCUACCCCCUCCUCACCCUGGCCAAAGACUACCAGAACAUCAAACUGCCCCCGGACAUGUUCAUGUCGGGGGAGACUCAAGGAGCUCCRCCUCCAAAACCCACCAAGUCUCGCUGGAGGAACAUCACCCACGCAGAAGCUGGCUGGGUGGAUUGCUGGAGCGUGCCAAACUUCCUGCUCAUCAUCGACUACACCUGGCACCCCAUUUAUCCCCAGAAGGCAGACGAGCAGCUCAAACAGUCAUUUUCUGAGAUGGAGGAGUCCAUGCUGUCGGCUUUGAGGCCCCCAGAGCACCCCUCUGUACCCGCCAGUGCCCCACCCCACUACACCUCCACAUCUGCUUCAGCCGCCCACAGUCGGGUUCCCGCCGACCCGUCAGAGCUGCCCCCUGACCGACUUCACGUGGAGAUGGAAAUGUCACCCAAUUCUCAAAUUCUUCUCUAUGGGCCCUUGCUUCGAGCCCUGAUCUCCAUCAAGGAAAACUAUUUUGGGGAGGAUGAUAUGUAUACAGACUUUGAAGAGGCCGCGUCCAGCCCCGUGUUGUCUGCGUCUGCCUCCUCUGGCCUCGGCUGGUCUCCUCUGGGGAUGGAGGACAGCGAACAGAAAGAAGCCCCAGACGUCCAUCCGCUUGACCUGCGACCCUGGGACAUCACCGUGUUCAUCAACCUUUACAAAGUCCAUGGGCGACUGCCAGUGCACUGCAGCAGUGAAGGUCCAGAAGGUCCAUCAGGCUUUUUGGAGCGACUUUGUUUUGAAAUGAAGAAAGGUUACAAGGAGACAAUGCUCCAGAUGAUUCUGUCCCCCAUCCACAUCUUUGUCAGUGACAACUACCAGCGUCCCACAGCGGAUGGAGUGUUGAGAGAUGGGCACCUGAGCCUGUCUGGGCUGCAGAUGAGGGCUCAUGCUAUGUUCUCGGCUCAGGGCCUUCCCCUGGGAAGUGACACGCUGGAGUAUGCGUGGCUCAUCGACAUGCAGGCUGGAGCGCUCACCGGCAGGGUCACUGUUCCUCAGGUGGCGAGCAUGAUCGAGUGGGGAGAGACUUUCAUCUUCCACGUUUUGUCUCGAGAUUUCCAGCUGGAGCAACCUAAGCCCUCUGUCAUCUGCCAGCACGGUGUUGAUCGUCGCAUCUGUGACGCCAAGCUGAGCUUCAUGCCCGGGCAUUGUCGCACAUCAGAGGAGCUGAAGUACACCAUGACGAGGCUGGCCAUGGAUGGAGUCGACCUGUUUGUCGUGGAGCACGGUUGUGCUGCCAAUGUCAAGACGGGUAUUAUCCGCGUAGCCAACUGCAACCUGCACAACCAGGCAGUGGGAGAGGGCAUCAGCGCCGUGGUGCAGGACAUGAAUGUGCGACAGUACAUCGAACAGCAGCAGCACAACGAGGCGGCCAGGCUGCAGCUGGCUGGACAGGGUCAAGGUCCGGGUCAGCCGCUGGGUCUGGGUCAACCCCCCUUGUUGCGACGUUCUGUCUGGCUGGAGGCGGGUUCAGUCAAGCUGAACCUCAUCACGGCGGAUAUUGCCCUGGCUGCUGACCACCCAGCCAAAUGUGAAGUCCAGAGGCAGUUUUUGGAACUACACGAUGCUCAGACCAAAAGACUCUGGUUCCUGUGGCCCGACGAGGCCAACGUUCGCAACAAGCGAAGCAGGAAUCGCUGUGGCUGCCUGGGAGGCUGCAGGUUCUUCGGUGGUACCAACAUGGGCCUGGACUACUUCAGGCUGGAGGAGCUGACGCCCUCCUCCUCCUCUGCGUUUUCUUCCACCAGCGUGGAGAUGGACAUGUGCUAUGGCCAGUCCUUGCUGCAGCCUGGGGAGUGGAUCAUUACUAAAGAAACUCCUAAAGUGGAUGGGAGGGCCGUAGGGCACAAAACAGACACACACUCUCCCUCCCUGCCUCCUGAGCUGCCUGAGAGGCGUGGUCAGCAACACCUGAGCCUCCAGGUUCCCCAGCGCUCCCACAGCUCCGCCUCCUCCUCUGAAGAGAACAGCACCUCCAGCGCUGCCUUGCCUCUGCUGGCCGGAGAAAGAGACUCGCCCUCGCCGAGCCACGAGGAGCGCUUGGGCCCUGUGAACGGCAGGAGCCACGCUGACACGUUGGGAGACGUUCCAGAGGUCUCCCCCGUCUCACCCAACAGUUCCCAGGAUCGCACCUCGGUCCGCUCACCCCUCUGCUCUCCCCUCAAGCGCCAGUCGUCCGUGCACUCCUGUCGGCUGGGUAGCACCAAAAGCCUGUCGGCCGCCGUCUUCACCGACAAGCCGCCUCCGGUGCUCUCCGGAGGCGUGCAGUUCAGCAGCGAGGUCUCCCGCAGCGACGAGAACGUCCUGGACUCUCCUCGCCAGCGCAGGAGCUACGGCUCGUUUCCCUUCACGCCGUCGGCAGACUCCAACACCUUCCACCAGUACCGCUCCGCCGACUCCAGCAUGUCGGUGGCCGACAGCGAGGCCUACUACUCCGCCACCGAGGACUUCGAGCCGAUCAGCAGCGCCGACGAGGGUCCGGGGACGUACCCGGGCCGCAAGAAGAAAAGGAGGCAGCAGAUGCAGCAGCCGCAGCAGCCCCCGUAUCACAUGGAGAACUACAGCCGGAGUUCGAUCUACCACAGCGUUGAGGGUCCCCUCACCUACCUGCUCAAUGGGGAACUGAUCACCGAGCCCCGUCCUCUGCCACCUCCCCCGAUCCUGCCUCCACUKCCCCCCCAGCCUCUGGCCACCCACACCUCCCAAGCCUCCUUCGUGUCCGCCUUGGCCAUGGAGGAGGAGAGCUCUGUGGAGGCGGAGAAGACGGCUGAACCGGGCCCAGUGACUCGACAGCCCCACGUCAUGGCGUGCUACCAGAACUAUCUAGCCCACUACCAGGUUUCCAAUUGGUCUGUCAAACAGCCAACCAACAAGAGGACGUCCAAAUCGUCUCUGCACCGCCCUCUUGAUCUGGACACGCCCACAAGUGAAGAGAGCUCCGCYUCUUUUGACCAGCUGUCUGUCCCCAGCUUUAAGGUGAUAAAGCAGGGCCUCUCAGCCAGCUCUCUCUUAGAUCGAGGACUUCAACUGAUGGGGGAGAGCAACGGUACACCUUACACCCCCUUAGAUAAAAGGGCCAUGGAAAACACAGACGAGGACACGACGACAGAUGACUGGAGUCUGGAGCAACCCCUGGCUCAGACCAGGACCACCGCCAUAGUGGAAGUGAAGGGGGCCAUCAAUGUGGUGCUCACGCCGCUCGUAGCCGAAUCUCUAGACAGAUACAUCGAGUCCAUGGUCCACUUUGUCAGUAUUCGACACCCAGCAGCCAUUCUGGAUGACCUGCAUGGUAAAGUCCUCAACGAAGCCUAUCAGAUCAGCAAGUCCACAGUCACCGAGUCGAGCCAAGCAGGCAAGCAGGAGCACAAGCUGUCCAAGACGGAGGGCCCGACCCCUGGCUCGCUUAACGCCUCCCAUGGACAAACAGAGCUGUCCGUCAAACCAGACAAUGUGAAAAUCAAGGGCCUUCAAGCCAACGUCUCUAUCCCAAAGGUGAAUCUUUGCCUCCUGCAGGCUUCUGUAGAAGAAGGGUCACCGUCUUGCUCCAGUAAGUGCAUCCCACAUGUGUCUCUGGUUGCCCUGUGCUUCGACAGGAUAGCGACUCAGUUCAGGAUGAACAGGGGUAUCGUAGAGGAGACUCCAAACACCACCGAACACGGCCGACCCUCUGUUAUGUUAGAGAAGUACGCAUCAGCUACCAAAAUGCAGCCUCAGUCUUCGGGCUCGUUGCGCUCCAACGCAGGAAUUGAGAAAGGCAAAGAGAUAGCUGCGAGGCUCAAUGUCCACCGGAUCCACAGCCAGCUUCGAGGCCUGGACUGGAUAGACACCGGCACGUUUGCCAUCACAGCCAUUCCUUUUGAGAAGUCCAAAGUGCUGUUUGGUCUGGAGGAGAUGGAGGAGUUUUCAUUGGUGGAUGAAACGGACGCUCAGGCAGCAGGAACAGAUUUGAGCCGCUCUGCCACAACUCUUGAGAAGUGGGGCUGGAUCAUGUUCGAAUGCGGCAUCGAGAACCUUACGGUUAAAGGUGGUCGCCAGUCUGGAGCCAUUCUUUACAACGCGUUCGGUGUGAUGGGCUGCUCAGAUACUGGAGGGAAAACAGGAGUGUCCAAAACCAACGGUUCGACAGGUUCUCAAACAGGAAGCGGUUACAGCACCGACAUGUCUGAUGACAACCUGCCGCCUGACGCCAYGAGUCCCAACUCUGACGCCAACGAGCACACGGACUCAGACGACCAGGAUGAAGGUGUUGAGUCAGACGACCUGAAAAAGGACCUCCCYCUCAUGCCUCCACCACCUGAUUCCAGCAGCAUGAAGCUGACCAUCAGAGAGAUCUGGUUCAGCUUUGCUGCUCCCACGAACGUUCGCUCAGCUUCACAGACCAUAUCCAGCCAGUUGAAUCUGCUCAGCACAGCAACGCCUGCCAUCGGAGCCUGGCUGGUUCCCAUCGACCAGCUCAAGUCUUCUCUCCGUAAGCUGGACAUGGAGGGCACGCUGCGGGUGUGUGCUGUGAUGGGCUGCAUCAUGACGGAGGCUCUGGAGAAAAAGAGCAUCCACAUCCCGAUCCGCAGCAAGUACAACCGUGUGACUAAGCGAGCCCGCUACCUGCACGAGAAUCCCUCCUGCAUGCUUUGCAACAUCCUGCACCGCUACCUGCAGCAAGCCGACUAUUCAGUCAUAGAGGAGGCCACCAUGAAUGAUGGGGUCCCAGCCCUGGUGACUCUGAAGAAGGGUCUGGUGGCCUUGGCCAGACAGUGGAUGAAAUUCAUCGUUGUAACUCAAGGCUUCAAGGCUAUUGGUCUGAUGGGGCCCAACCAGCUUACCAAGGCCAAAGAGCCUCAGCCAAACCUGGGAGAUCGGAUGGGUCUGGACAAUGGAGCUGCUCUGCAGAGYGACACCAGCGCUGAUGGAGCAGAGUUUGAAUACGAUGCAGCCACAGUGAGUGAACACACCAUGCUGCUGGAGGGAACAGGCAGUCGCCCCCUCCCUAAAGAAGCAAACACUGGUCCUGUCAGCGGAGUGGAGAUCAUGAGGAAGCUUUCAAAGUCCCACACACACAGCGAGUCUGCUCUCAGAAUAAAGGGCUCGCAUCCCUACCAGUCGCUGAGCUACACCAGCGGUGACACUGCAGCCGAUUCACCCGCCCACGUGAGCCGCGGAGGCGUGCCGGCCAAGGACAGCCCAAGGAAGGAGAGUCUCCUGAGCAAUCUGACGGGCAGCUUUCGGAGCCUUCACAACCUGCUGGAGGGCACGCCUCAGAGGAACGAGCCGUCUGCAGCCACAGCCGCCAAGAGCAGCUCCCUCACUCGCACAGGGACAGAAGUGCUGACCGAGCACCCGCUGCUGUCUGAGCCGUCCUCCGUCAGUUUUUACAACUGGAUGUCCAACGCUGUGGGUAAUCGAGGCGGAGCUGCAGCCCAGGAGUCUCCUGUCAAUCACUCGCAGCACAACAGCCUGCAGACAGGUGGGAUGUGUAACCUGCCCACCAUCCCCUCAGCGUCUGACUUCAACACGGUGCUGUCCAGUGAUCAGAACACCCUGGAUGGGACCCACUCUCAGCACAGCACGAGUCAGGAUGACAUUGUUGACAUCGAGGAGGGAAACCAGUGUCCAGCGGCCGUUCAGCUGGCUGAUGCUCAGGUUGUUUUUAAGCCCYUACUGAGCUACACAGGAAUCCAGGCCCAGGACACCACUCCACUUAGCUACAAGAUGUAUUUCGGAGAGCAUUUGUCUUUUUCUGGCAAUCUGGAGUGUCUCAGAGCAGACAUCGUUGACUCCGAUACAUCCAAAGAGCGCAAAAACAAGCGGUCCAGAAGACAAGGCAUGGUGAACCUUCCUCCACUGGAGUUCAAGCCGGCCCUGCUGAUCGAGACGUUCAGCGUGAACGCGGUGGUGAUGGAGAAGUCGACCAGCGCCCCGCAGGGUCCCACCGCAGUUCCACUCACCUUCCACGACCUCAACCGUCGUCACUACAACACCUUCCACUGCGACUUCACCACCGCCUGCCAGGCCAUCAGCCAGCGUGUGGACAUGGCCCUGGUGCGCCUCAUCCACCAGUUCAGCACCAUGAUCGACGACAUCAAGGCCACGCAGACCGACAUCAAACUGAGCCGCUACACGGCCGGCUCCACCUCCCCGACACCCACCUUCAAGGCCCGGCCGUACCGCCACAUCAGGUCCUCGGACUUCAGCCGCAGCUCCAGAGGAAGCUUGAAUGGGGCGAAUCGCAGCGGGACCCAAACACUGAAGAGCAAAAGGGGCGUGUCAGGAGGCGGGGUUUCAGGAGGAGGUGGUUUGCCUCCUAAUGGCCCCCCGUUAAGCAUGGACACGCUGGGAAGACGGGAGCCAAGAGGUCGAAGUUCGCUCGGACGUUCAGAACGACGCACCUCUAAGGUGUCGAGGAAGGGCUCCCGUGACGUGGCCGACCACAUGGCGAUCCAGAUGGACGACUCUGACUCCAUCACAGUGUCGGAGCAGAGUGAACCGUCAGCAGAAUGUUGGCAGAACAUGUACAAGCUGCUCAACUUCUACUCCCUCAUCUCCGAUCCCACUGGCAUCUUGGAGAAAGGCUCCCCGGAGAACUGCCUCUCAGAAGGUGGUCACCGUCCCUCCGAGCCGCUCUGUAAAGUGAUCUUUGAGAACGAGCAGAGUGAACCCGCCACGCCCAACAAGCCGCUGGGAGCGGGCGGGAGGCGCCGCAGCCUGGUGAGCGCCGAGCCGCAGCACGUCACGCUCAUCGUGUUCGGCAUCGGCAUGGUGAACCGCACACACCUGGAGGCCGACAUCGGCGGGCUGACCAUGGAGGCGGAGCUGAAGAAGAUCCACGGGAGCUUCACUCUGAAGGAGAAGAUGAAAGAUAUCCUUCAUCAGAAAAUGACAGAGACGUGUGCAUCAGCUCACAUCGGAGGGGUAAACAUUGUUCUGCUGGAGGGCAUAACUCCUGACAUUCAACUGGAGGAUUUUCCAACAUCUCCAACCAGCACUGCUAAACAAGAGUUUCUGACGGUUGUGAAAUGCACCAUCGCCAAGUCUCAGGCCCUCUACAGCGCCCAGAGGGGCCUGAAGACCAACAACGCUGCCGUCUUUAAAGUGGGCUCCAUCAUGAUCAACAUCCCCCAGCACCCGGCCACUCUGCACAGCAUGAUGGUGCGCAGCUCCCAUCAGCUCUCCAAACAAAUCUCCGACCUCAUCCGCCAGCCCUCAAACGUGAGCACAAACAAGUUUCACUUUCGAGUUGCCAAACCACAAGCUGUGUUUUCAGUCCAAAGUGUCCCAGGUGGACAUGUCCACCAUGUCUCCAUCAGCCAGCCUGACUCUGCCUCCUGUUACCAUGUCCGGAGAAUACAUCAUGGAGGAUCAUGAGAGCCACUCAGACCAGAGCUGGGCACCAGAUGACUUCCCAGCCAAGCAGGGAAACUACCUGCAGGGCAACUACCUGCGCUGUGUGGCUGAGAUCGGAUCAUUUGAGCACAACUUGACCACCGACCUGCUCAACCACCUGGUUUUUCUGCAGAAAGUUUUCAUGAAAGAAGUCAAUGAAGUCAUUCAGAAGGUUUCAGGAGUGGAGCAACCCAUCCCUCUGUGGAAUGAGCACGACACCUCCACAGAUGCAGAAAAGCCCAAAAUUCUGCUGUACUCUCUCAGCCUCAUGUUCAAGGGGAUCCAGAUGACAGCCACCACUCCGUCCAUGCGGGCCGUGCGCUUCGAAACGGGCCUGAUUGAGCUGGAGCUGUCCAACAGGAUCCAGUGCAAGACCCAGCCCGGAGGCAGCAGCAGUUACCUCAAACUCUUCGGCAAAUGUCAAGUGGAUCUGAACCUGGCGCUCGGACAGAUCGUCAAGCAUCAGGUGUACGAAGAAGCUGGCUCCGACUUCCACCAGGUGGCGUACUUCCGAACUCGAAUCGGACUGCGGAACGCUCUGCAGGAGGAGAUCAGUGGCUCUUCUGACAAGGAGGCUGUGCUCAUAACCCUGAACAGGCCCAUUGUUUUUGCACAGCCAGUUGCUUUUGACAGAGCUGUGCUCUUCUGGCUGAAUUACAAGGCAGCAUAUGACAACUGGAACGAGCAGCGAUUGGCCCUCAACAAAGACAUCCACGUGGCCACGAAAGAGGUGGUGGACAAGCUGCCGGGAAUCCAGCAGACUUCAGCCCAGGCGUUCAGCACCCUCUUCCUGCAGCUGACUGUCAAUGACUUGGGUAUAUGCCUCCCAAUUACCAACACAUCCCAGAAAGGACAAGUACCGGCUGCACAGGAGGGCAGCUCUGAAGCUGAGACCACCACACCAGUGGGCCAGCAAAAAAAAACCCUGAAAGCCAAUCACAGCAUAGAUUUUGACACCGGUUCGGCUCUGGUUCUGACCAUCGAGAGCACGCUGAUCACCGCCUGCUCCUCCGAGUCCCUGGUGAGCAAAGGGCACUUCAAGAACUUCUGCAUUCGUUUCGCAGAGGGCUUCGAGACCACCUGGGACGACUGGAAACCUGAAAUCCGGGGAGAUCUCGUCAUGAACGCUUGCAUAGUCCCUGAUGGUACGUAUGAAGUGUGUUCUAGGACCACAGGACAACCGUCUGCAGAGAGCAGCAGCGCCGGUACCUGGACUCUCAACGUGCUUUGGAAAAUGUGCGGGAUCGACGUUCACAUGGACCCAAACAUCGGGAAACGCCUCAAUGCCCUGGGAAACACGCUGACGUCGCUCACGGGCGAGGAGGACGUAGACGACAUCGCUGACCUGAAUUCUGGGAACAUGGGAGACCUGUCGGACGAGGACGAAACCGAUUCGAUGUCACCAACUAUCCACAUGAGUCCAGAGAGCCAGGCCAGCCCUCGGCUCACCUUAAGGAAGCGUCUGGUAAACCACAUCCUGGGCCUCAGCCCCAGGCCUCAGAGUGAAUGUGACCCAUCGGUCUACAUAAACUGUGCACCGCCUGGCCUCCAAACGGACAGAGCCAAGGCCCAAAGACCCCUCUCCUGGGCUUGUGAGACCAUUGACCCAAGGAGGCAGAUGGUGAUGGGGAACCAGGUGACCGACGCUCGUGGGAGGAAGUUCUCGAAGAGGGUGGUGGACAUUCGAGAGCUGAACGAACAGGCCAAAGUCAUCGAUGACCUCAAAAAACUGGGAGCCAGUGAAGGUACCAUCAACCAGGAGAUYCAGCGGUACCAGCAGCUGGAGUCGGUGGCCGUCAACGACAUCCGGAGGGACGUCAGAAAGAAGCUGCGCCGCUCCAGCAUGAGGGCGGCCUCUUUAAAGGACAAAUGGGGUCUCGGCUACAAGCCGAGCUACAACCGCUCAAAAAGCAUCUCAGCAGCAGCGGGCCGACCGACUCUGAAAAGAGUAGAACGACAAAGUUCCAGGAUCGGAGAUGUGGAUGACUUCACAGAAAUCCGUGUGGACGUCUCCUCUCCGGGACCCCGCGUCACCUUCAACAUCCAGGACACGGCUGUGGACCCUCUGCAUUCACCUGUCAGUCCAGGAUGUGUAUUUAAGUUUCCUGAGGAGUCAGAGGUGGACCUGUUGCCCGUCACCCCCGAUGAACCAUCCCAUCUUCAUCCUCACCUUCAUUUUCCAUCUGAUGUUGAAAGCCAGCGGUCAGUUUUCAGUACCCCCUCCACCCCUGCUGUCUUCUCACCCGCCAUUCCCUUGCAGCGAGACGACCCGUCUUCUUCCUCCUCCGAAGACUCAGAGAAGGAGGACGAGUUUGUGAAACCGUCGAACUACCCCAGGCCUUUCCAAGCGCCUCACAGGAAGCCCCUGGGCCUCUCUACUGUGAGUCAGCUGUUCACGGAGCGCUGGCCCAGCUCACCAGUUAACCGCAGCUUCAGCGGCCCAACUCCUGAAAAAAACAUCGACUUUGAGCUUGACGUUCGCGUGGAGAUUGAUAGUGGGAAGUGCGUCCUUCACCCRACGACUCAGCAGCCUGAGCAGGAAGACAUUUCCUGCAGGAGGAGCUAUGAUCGCAGCCUUAAGAGUCUGGACCAGGAUUCUCCCCCUAAAAAGAAAAAGCUCCAGCCCACCUCCACCUCCACCAGUCACCUUCUGGCUGGAAAGAAAUGUCCCUCCACUCUGCAAACCAAAUCCAGUGACCUGGAGACCACAGUCUUCUACAUUCCAGGAGUUGACGUGAAGCUGCACUACAACUCUAAAACCUUGAAGACAGAGUCGCCCAAUGCGUCGCGUGGAUCUUCCCUCCCCCGCACCCUCUCCAAAGAGUCCAAGCUGUUUGGUAUGAAAGAUAGCAGCCCUACAACCCCACCCAUUGCUGUCCAAAGCAAGACUAACUCGCUCCUACCUCCCCCGCCCCCACCUAUUCCAUCAGCCAAAGGUAAAGGUAGUGGAGGGGUAAAGACAGCCAAGCUGUACGCCUGGGUGGCCCUCCAGACUCUGCCAGAGGAAAUGGUCAUCAGCCCCUGUUUACUGGACUUCCUAGAAAAAGCUCUGGAAACUAUUCCCAUCACCCCCGUGGAGAGGAGCUACAUGGCAUCUGUGGCCACCCAAGAGGAGGACAUGGGCCAGUUCGAUCCAGUGGAACCGCUGGAGGAAUCAGCCACCUCCUUGGUUUCCUCCUCCACGUCGGCUUACUCAUCGUUCCCUGUGGACGUGGUCGUUUACGUCAGAGUUCAGCCCUCUCAGAUCCGCUUCAGCUGCCUGCCCAUGUCCAGGGUGGAGUGCAUGCUCAAGCUUCCCUCCUUAGACCUGGUGUUCUCCUCCAACCGGGGAGAGCUGGAAACCCCGACAGGAUCCAACCUUCCCGAUGGAUCACACCCACCCUCCUCCACCCCACCUGGGCAGCACGUCCCCAAAUUACCUCCCAGCAAAGCGUCUCCAGUUCUKGGGAGCCCCUUAGGAAGGACCCGGCACAGCAGCAGCCAGUCAGACCUCACCGCCACCCCCGUCACUUCCUCAGGCCUGAGCUUCACCGCCUGCAUGUCAGACUUCUCCCUCUACGUCUUCCAUCCCUACGGCGCCGGCAAGCAGAAAUCAGCUGUUACAGGCUUGCCUCCRGGCCCGGGGCCGUUAGGUACAGUGGACGAGGAGCCAUCUUCAGUGACGGGUAGAAAGGACUCCUUGAGCAUCAACCUAGAGUUUGUKAAAGUCAGUUUGUCCAGGAUGAGGCGCACAGGAGGUCCAACCUUCAUCGACAGCAUUUCUGCUAAAGGAGGCAAAAUGGACACGACCCUCAUCAACAUCUCAGCUGUGUGCGACAUCGGCUCAGCUUCCUUCAAAUACGACAUGAGACGCCUGAGCGAGAUCUUGGCUUUCCCCAGAGCUUGGUACCGUCGCAGCAUCGCCCGACGCCUCUUCCUUGGAGACCAGACCAUCAACCUUCCGGCAGCUUCUGGGCCUGCCACCCCUGAUUCUGCUGAAAACAUCACCCAGCACCUCUCCCCCGAGUCCAGCAGGAAGGCCUACUGGAGGACCUGGGACGGCAGCAUGGGGUCUCACAUUCCUCCGUCCCCCAAUGUGUUCUCGGAGCACUCCACCGGGAGCAACAUGUCCCCGAGCAGCCUGGGUCACCUGAAGUCUCCCGCUCCGGGACGCACCCGGAGCGUGUCUGAUUCCUCCGCUCCCAGGAGAGAUUCUGUGACCAAAACAUCCACUCCUUCCUUCAGUAAGAACGGGAAGUCAGCUGGGCAGCAGGGGUCUCCUUGGGAGACGCUGGUGGUGUUCGCCAUCAACUUAAAACAACUCACGGUCCAAAUGAACAUGAGCAACGUGAUGGGAAACAACACCUGGACAACCAGCGGCCUGAAGAGUCAGGGCCGGCUGUCUGUCGGCAGCAACCGGGACCGGGAGAUCAGCAUGUCUGUGGGCCUCGGACGCUCCAAGCUCGACUCCAAAGGCGGAGUGGUGGGCGGAAACAUCGACGUGAACACCCUGGAGAUGGUCUCCCACAUCUCUGAACACCCAAACCAGCAGCCCAGCCACAAGAUCCAGAUCACCAUGGGUUCUACGGAGGCCCGGGUGGACUACAUGGGCUCCAGCAUCUUGAUGGGCGUUUUCAGCAAUGCCGACCUGCAGCUGCAGGACGAAUGGAAGGUCAACUUGUGCACCGUUGACAGCAGCCUGUCUGAAAAAAGCGAGAUCUUCGUCCACGGGGACCUGCACUGGGACAUUUUCCAGGUGAUCAUUUCACGCUCCACCACGCCGGACCUCAUCAAGAUCGGCAUGAAGCUGCAGGAGUUUUUCACUCAGCAGUUCGACACCAGCAAGCGGGCCCUCUCCACGUGGGGCCCCGGCCCCUACCUGCCCCCAAAAACCCCCGUCAUCAACGCCGAGAAAGGAGCGGCGGAGCUGUACAUGGAUGCAGCUCAUCACCGGCACUGGCCCGGGGUGCUGAAGGUCGUCGCCGGCUGCCACAUUUCCCUCUUCCAGAUGCCCCUGCCCGAGGACGCCGUGCAGCUGGGCGGCUCCAUGAGCCUCCACGGCAACCACAUGACGCUGGCCUGCUUCCACGGGCCCAACUUCCGCUCCAAGUCCUGGGCUCUGUUCCACCUGGAGGAGCCCAACAUCGCCUUCUGGACGGAGGCGCAGAAGAUCUGGGAGGACGGCUCCAAAGACGACUCGACGUACAUAGUGCAGACGCUGGACUUCCACCUGGGUCACAACACCAUGGUGACGAAACCGUGCGGCGCUCUGGAAAGUCCGAUGGCCACCAUCACCAAAAUCACUCGCCAGCGCCACGAAAACCCACCACAUGGGGUUGCUACUGUGAAAGAAUGGUUUAGCUACGUCACUGCCAUGAGGAAUGAAGAGCUGAACCUGCUCAGGAACGUGGAAGCCAACAACCAGGAGAGCGGAGCGGCCGCCAAAAGCUCCAGUCUGUUGAGCAGCUUCCGCGGCUCCCACACCUACAAGCACGAAACAGAAACCAUCUUUGCUCUUCCCCGAAUGCAGCUGGACUUCAAAUCCAUUCACAAUCAGGAACCAGAYGAGCCGUCUCUCACAGACUCCAGCAGCAAACCUAAAGUGGAGUGCAGCAUGGUGACCGAGUUCACCGACCACAUCUGCGUCACCAUGGACGCCGAGCUGAUCAUGUUCCUCCACGACCUGGUGUCGGCCUACCUGAAGGAGAAGGAGAAAGCGCUUUUCGCCCCCCGGAUGUACGCGACUCGGCCGGGUCAGAAAAGCCCGACUGCUCUGCACGACGACGACGACUCCGACAAGGACAAGGACGACGGCGUCAACUACACCACGGUGGACUGGAGGGAGUUCAUGUGCAACACCUGGCACCUGGAGCCCACACUCAGGCUCAUCUCCUGGACGGGGCGUAAGAUCGAUCCCGUCGGCGUGGACUACAUCCUGCAGAAGCUGGGCUUCCACCACGCCAGGACCACCAUUCCCAAGUGGCUGCAGCGGGGGGUGAUGGACCCACUGGACAAAGUGCUGUCGGUCCUCAUCAAGAAGCUGGGGACCGCCCUGCAGGACGAGAAGGACAAAAAGAACCGGGACAAAGAGGAGCACUGAGAACUUCAACCCUGGGAUCAAAAAGCUGAGCGUCGAAACACUGGAUCUGUGUAUUUACUGUAACCACUGCUGUGCAAUGCAUCGUACAAAACAACUUUACACACUAAACCCUGUGGUUGUCUGCGUAGUUGUUCACUGGGAGGUUUUUAUCUCGUGUACAUUUUGAACAAAGUAGCUCAAAGUAGCAUUAUUUAUCUGCUUUAAACCCCGGCCUGCUGCACCCGUUUUAACUGAAACCUCUAAUUUAAAGCUCACCGGUAGUUCACGACAGAUGACAUUUUUUUAAAUCGUUGCCUUUUUUAUUAUUUCCCGUGGAACUCAUGGUGGGGAUGCUUUGCGUAAUUUAGAGCGUAGCUUUAAAAUAUUUCAGAACAGCUCCGUGACGACGUUCCUAACAUUUAGCUCCGCUCAGUCCUCUGGAUGAUUGUAAUUAAUUUUUGAAUCCUUAUUUAUUGGGAUGUGGGAAUGCAAUUUACUGUGAUGUUUUAUUUUUUUGUCUUUUUUUAAUCCAUGUAAUAGAACAAGUGUACAUAGAUAAAUUUCUUAAAUGUGUUGAUUUCCUAACAAAAUAAAACUGUUGCCAUUCAGUUUUAUAUGA
This is a messenger RNA of Austrofundulus limnaeus, 16032 nucleotides long. Its product is annotated as KIAA1109 ortholog. The record is from RefSeq and is a predicted model, not a curated record. Lineage: Eukaryota; Metazoa; Chordata; Actinopteri; Cyprinodontiformes; Rivulidae. Gene Ontology annotation, biological process: synaptic vesicle endocytosis.